Prorocentrum cordatum is the source of this 596-nucleotide messenger RNA. The record is from the annotation of a GenBank genome assembly. Lineage: Eukaryota; Dinophyceae; Prorocentrales; Prorocentraceae.
GGGGGGUCCAGCGCCAGUCCAAGAAAUCCGCGCGGGCCCUCGAACCUUUAUGUCGAUGCAGUCUUCUCUCCUGUUGCUGUCCCAGCUAUCGUUCGGCCCAACCUGGUCGCCGAGCGCGUAGGAGAUGACGGAGGCCACCGUGUCCGAGAAGGACGCGCAGGCGGACUACGAGACCCUGAUGGCGGACGCCGGCGACAAGCGCGCCGCGGACUCCAAGGCCGUCACCGAGAAGUCGGCCGCCAAGGCCCAGGGCGAGGAGGCCUUGCUGGCGGAGGAGGACAACAAGAAGGGCCUGGGCGUCCAGCUCAUGGAGACCACGCAGGUCAUCGCCAACCUUCACUCGGAGUGUGAUUGGCUGCUUCAGUACUUCGACGUGCGCAAGGAGGCGCGCGCAGAGGAGAUCGACGCGCUGGUCAAGGCCAAGGCCGUCCUCAGUGGCGCCGACUACUCGCUGGUGCAGACCGCGAGGAGGUCCCUGCGGCGCAGCGCGUGAGGCGGAGGCGGGCCGCCGUCCGACGUCUUCAGCCCCCACAUCCUGCGGAUCGAUUCGGCGAUCUGAUUUUGCCAGUCCUGCCGCUUUGGGGAGGAGGGACAGG